Molecule: messenger RNA, 1392 nt
Organism: Esox lucius (northern pike)
Lineage: Eukaryota; Metazoa; Chordata; Actinopteri; Esociformes; Esocidae
Gene: tnfsf18
Product: TNF superfamily member 18
Exons: 3
Coding region: 360-932 (190 amino acids)
Biological process (GO): immune response; T cell proliferation involved in immune response; tumor necrosis factor-mediated signaling pathway
Cellular component (GO): membrane
Molecular function (GO): tumor necrosis factor receptor binding
Source: RefSeq, a predicted model, not a curated record
CAGUGACAACAGUAGGAGGAUCGUUCCCCUUCACGAAGAGUGUCUUAUCAAGUCUAAGUAUUUUCCUCCAGUCUCUCAGGGGAAGUACCAGCCGACCUGUCCUGGACAUCUGCACAGGAACUUAGAGCAGAGUACAGACAAACAAGUCUCACUGACUUCUCGAGUAAACAUACACACCGCAGUGUUCUGAGGUUUCACAGAAGAGAAACAGAGGACGUCAGGAGGACAAACCAACACAUUAGCUCAAGCUAUCACCUGUCACUCUUCCUGUACGCCCUCUACUGCAUCUCAGGGGGUGCUGAACCUGCUCUGUCCUGGGUGUAUAGCUCAUCUCCGUGGACAGGCGUCCCAGACUGAGGAUGAAGCAGUGUGAGGUUUCGGACAGCUGUCACGGCACUAGGCCUCAGAGGAAUCAGACGAAGCUGGUCUGUGGACUUCUGUUCUGGGUCUGUCUCCUCACCGUCAGUCAAGUGAUGUCCAUCACCCUCCUCUUCAUCGGUAAAUCAGACAAACUGAGAGCAAGCCCAACCGUCGGUCCAAUAGUCACAUUUGAACCCAAAGAGGUGAAUGAGUCCGGGGUAAUCCACUGGAAGACACAGCCCAUCAAGAUCCCACUCCUCGAUCUGAACAAUAACGGAAGUCUAACUAUACUAUAUGAUGGUACUUACUUUUUGUACCUCCAGGUGACUCAAACCAGUGCACUGUUUUCAUCAUGUGAUGUCAAAUUGAAAACGACUAAUAAGGGAGUCCUGCUGGAGGGAAGGAUGACAAACACCUCCCUCAGCACAGGAUUCCUGGGCAGGGCUGUGAAGCUAACAACGCCAGACAUACUGGAAGUCACCAUCUCCCCUGUUUCCAAAAUCAACACAGGAAACACUGCCACAUACCUGGGCGUUCUCAUGCUAAAAAACGAUACAGACAAUGAAGGCUAGAUCUAGGAGUACUUUUCUUGGUGAUGAUUAAAUGCAUCCCUCUAACCCUCCCCUGGGAUUCAGAGGUCAAUUGGGAGUCAAUGGAUCAUCCCACCACAAGAAAAUGCUUUAAUGGUGAAAGACACAAUUGCAAGAUACAGAUAAAUUCCAUUCUCCAGAUUAUCCAGGUCAUUCGUUAAGCCCAAACAGUUUUAAACUAUGACAAUUAAUUCAUAAUUCUACUAAUGUGUUUGGUGACUUUGGAUUGUUUCCAUUUUCUGUCAGAGAAUGAAUGAAUGUGUUUAAAGUAGUCGUUCAUAUGAGUCCUGGGCUACAGUGUUACUUUAUCGUCUUGUCUGGCUUGUAGCUGAUAGGGUUUUAUUAUUUACAGUGAACAAAAAUCCUACAAGUGACAGAAGAUACUUGCAUGUAUUCAUGUACACAGGUUUGAAAAGCAAAUGCACUGACUUAACAUAUUUGU